Messenger RNA from Aspergillus puulaauensis, 1131 nucleotides. RefSeq lists its product as uncharacterized. NCBI's taxonomy places the organism in Eukaryota, Fungi, Ascomycota, Eurotiomycetes, Eurotiales, Aspergillaceae. The record is from RefSeq and is a predicted model, not a curated record. Bases 1 to 1131 code for a protein of 376 amino acids. The transcript has a single exon.
AUGCCGUCAGUAGAUGCUGCUCAACAACCAUCCGGCCCAAACGAAACAGAGGCUUCAAUAUGCAGCACGCAACCGGAAGCCAGCCCUAAAGGCUCAGAGCAAAACCCACUACCAUACCGAUUCUGGCGCCACUCAUCCAGCGAAAGCGAAGGCGAUAGUGAUGGUACCGACAAGAGCACAGUUGAGCGCAGACAUUCAACAGGGUGGUCUAGUCAACCCAUUACCUCCAGCCAGCCAUCCGCCAAAACAGAAGUCGACGACGACGAAAACGAACAGAGAGCUAUCCAAGCCGCCCGAGCCCGAUUUUCCGUUGCCCUAAGGGAGGGGACAGCAUUUGAAUUGACCUCUCGCCAAUUCGAAGCAGUAUCGAAUGCUCUGGAGGAAAUAUCCGAGAAUGCACCCAGUGAAGUGCACAGCGAUGAUCUAUACGCCGAUAGCUUAUUCGAUAUGAAUACUGAACCAAACUCUGCGACAGCUGUGCCCACCAACCUCUCCAGCAGGCAGUUCAACCGACGCGUUCAAUUCCUGGCCCUGGCAGGCGACUACGCCGGCCGGGUCUUCAAUAGCAUUCGCUUCGCCGCUCGAGAUCUAGGCUUCGGCGACUUUCCGCGGCGCCCUGGGGAGCUGCGACAGGUGGUGCAGAAUGAACUUAGGAACAAGAGCAGGGACAGCGUUCUUGACGAAAUCGACAAUCCUAUAGGAGGAGCAUCCGGGGACAUCAAAGAUGCCAGUGCCAAUGACGAUGUCAUCUCAAAGACCGAACUCGUCGGUCGAUGUAUAGCCCACCUUGCCAGUCAGGACAGCGCAAUGGCAGCAGUGCAUUUGGAUGUCGACGUCGUUUUCCUGGCUGCGGCCAUAUAUGAGCAACGCAAUGCAACAUUCCACUGCCAGAUCGGCCAUCCAAGUACCCGAACAAUAAACGCGCGACCAGAGAUAUCUGUGCUGAGCAUAAAAGCAGUUCCAUCUGUAUUUGGAGAGCGAACAAUCGCGGGAUCCGGUGCUUACCGCUCGCAUCGAGGAGAUCAUGUCGUUUUAUCCAGCAAGUGUGGACUGGAUGCGACACCGCGAUGCCUCGCAACUGGAGCCGACGACGACGACGACGACGACAUCCAGUACAAAAGUGUCAGCUAA